AUGGCUGCCAACUGGAUGAUCCACUGCCUGUGGCCUUUGGCUGUCCUGGUAGGACCAACAGGUAGCCACAGCCUGUUCUCGUGUGAGCCCAUCAUCCUGAGGAUGUGCCAGGAUCUUCCUUACAACACAACAUUUAUGCCUAACCUUUUGAAUCAUUAUGAUCAGCAAACAGCAGCUCUAGCGAUGGAGCCAUUCCACCCAAUGGUGAACCUUGAUUGCUCCCGGGAUUUUCGACCAUUCCUGUGCGCUCUCUAUGCGCCUGUUUGCAUGGAGUAUGGCAGAGUCACCCUCCCAUGUCGCAGAAUUUGUCAGCGGGCAUAUAAUGAGUGUUCAAAACUCAUGGAGAUGUUUGGUGUGUCUUGGCCAGAGGACAUGGAAUGCAGCAGGUUCCCCGACUGCGAUGAGCCGUACCCUCGUCUUGUCGAUCUCAAUGUUGUUGGAGAACCAACGGAAGAGGCGCCGGUGGCCGUGCAGAGAGACUAUGGCUUCUGGUGCCCCCGAGAGCUGAAAAUAGACCCCGAUCUGGGCUACACCUUCCUGCGGGUACGGGACUGCUCCCCUCCUUGCCCAAAUAUGUAUUUCAGGCGCGAGGAGCUCUCUUUCGCACGGUACUUCAUUGGCGUGAUCUCCAUCGUCUGCCUUUCGGCCACCUUGUUCACUUUCUUGACUUUCCUGAUCGACGUCACGAGGUUUCGCUACCCAGAAAGGCCCAUCAUCUUUUACGCCGUCUGCUACAUGAUGGUGUCCCUCAUUUUCUUCAUCGGCUUCUUACUGGAGGACCGGGUUGCCUGCAACGCCUCCAGCCCCACCACGUACAAGGCCUCCACCGUGACGCAGGGCUCUCACAACAAAGCCUGCACCAUGCUCUUCAUGGUGCUCUAUUUCUUCACCAUGGCCGGGAGCGUGUGGUGGGUGAUCCUCACCAUCACUUGGUUCUUGGCAGCUGUCCCCAAGUGGGGCAGCGAGGCCAUUGAGAAGAAGGCUCUGCUGUUCCAUGCCAGCGCGUGGGGCAUCCCGGGAACCCUGACCAUCGUCCUGCUCGCCAUGAACAAAAUUGAAGGGGACAACAUCAGCGGCGUGUGCUUCGUCGGCCUCUAUGAUGUGGAUGCCUUGAGAUACUUUGUCCUCGCUCCCCUCUGCUUAUACGUGGUGGUUGGCGUUUCUCUGCUCCUUGCCGGCAUCAUCUCCUUGAAUCGGGUCCGGAUUGAAAUCCCUUUAGAGAAGGAGAAUCAGGACAAGCUGGUGAAGUUCAUGAUUCGGAUCGGCGUCUUCAGCGUCCUCUACCUUGUGCCCCUCUUGGUGGUGAUCGGCUGCUAUUUUUAUGAGCAGGCUUAUCGAGGUGUGUGGGAAACAACAUGGAUCCAGGAAAGGUGCAAAGAAUAUCACAUCCCCUGCCCUUAUCAGGUCACCCAGAUGAGCCGCCCAGACUUGAUCCUCUUUCUGAUGAAGUAUUUGAUGGCUCUUAUAGUGGGCAUCCCAUCUGUCUUCUGGGUUGGAAGCAAGAAGACCUGCUUUGAGUGGGCCAGCUUCUUCCAUGGGCGCAGGAAAAAAGAGAUGGUGAAUGAGAGCCGGCAGGUGCUGCACGAGCCCGACUUUGCCCAGUCGCUGCUGAGGGACCCCAACACCCCCAUCACCCGCAAAUCCAGAGGCACCUCCACCCAGGGGACGUCCACCCACGCCUCCUCGACCCAGCUGGCCAUGAUGGACGACCAGCGGAGCAAAGCCGGCAGCGUCCACAGCAAAGUCAGCAGCUACCACGGCAGCCUGCACAGGUCGCGGGACGGCAGGUAUACUCCCUGCAGCUACCGUGGGAUGGAGGACCGGCUCCCUCAUGGCAGCAUGUCCCGGCUGACCGACCACUCCAGGCACAGCAGCUCCCACCGGCUCAACGACCAGUCGCGCCACAGCAGCACCAGGGACCUCAGCGGCAACCCGGCGACCCACAUCACGCACGGCACGAGCAUGAACCAGGUUAUCGAAGAGGACGGGGCCAGCGCGUGA
This is a messenger RNA of Varanus komodoensis (Komodo dragon), 2001 nucleotides long. RefSeq names its product frizzled class receptor 3 (gene FZD3). Gene Ontology annotation, cellular component: plasma membrane. Gene Ontology annotation, molecular function: Wnt receptor activity; Wnt-protein binding. The transcript has 6 exons. The record is from RefSeq and is a predicted model, not a curated record. The coding region runs from base 1 to 2001 and encodes 666 amino acids. NCBI's taxonomy places the organism in Eukaryota, Metazoa, Chordata, Lepidosauria, Squamata, Varanidae. Gene Ontology annotation, biological process: canonical Wnt signaling pathway; non-canonical Wnt signaling pathway.